Messenger RNA from Phycodurus eques (leafy seadragon), 2315 nucleotides. RefSeq names its product XK related 4 (gene xkr4). The record is from RefSeq and is a predicted model, not a curated record. The transcript has 4 exons. The coding region runs from base 391 to 2151 and encodes 586 amino acids. Lineage: Eukaryota; Metazoa; Chordata; Actinopteri; Syngnathiformes; Syngnathidae. Gene Ontology annotation, biological process: engulfment of apoptotic cell; phosphatidylserine exposure on apoptotic cell surface; apoptotic process involved in development. Gene Ontology annotation, cellular component: plasma membrane.
AAUAAGCACCGAAAGUGUGCGUGCCGGGGGGGGGGACGGAGAGCGAUGAUGUCAUCGGUUUUGCCGGCUGCCAUUGAGAACGUCGGUGGCCGCGGCCGCCCUCCUCUCCUCUUCGCACUGUCCAUCCAUCAUCACGUCAUCUCGCGCACGCUCGUCCGAAGGAGCCCGCUUAUGCUUACGGUGGGACGGUGAUGCGAACCGAAGCACCUUUUGUUGCUCGUGGAUUAUGAUCUGCCGGCAGCGUAGCGAAGCUGCUCCUGCCGAGAAACGAGGAGGAGGAGGCGCAGAAGGGUGUCGACGGCGAGAGGAGGAGGAGGAGGAGGAGGAGGAGGAGAAGCUCCCGAGGCGGAGGGCGAAAUAAUCCACGAGUGUCGUUGGAAACUCGUAAGAAUGGCUGCUAAAUCGGACGGGGUCCUGAAAACGAAGAAGAGCGACGUGGCCUUCACCCCCCUGCAGAACUCGGAGCACUGCGGCUCGGCGCAAGGGCUGCACCCGGGCUGCCGGCCCGACUCCGCGUGCACCGGCGACGGGGACUUCGCCAACGGAGAGUCGCGAUGCUGCGCCAAGUCGGCGCGCGUCCGCUCGGGCGAGGAGCCGCAGAAGUACUCGGCGUGGGACUGCCUGUGGAUCGUCGCCGCAGUGGCCGUGUACGCGGCCGACGUGGGCACCGACGUGUGGCUGUCGGUCGACUACUACCUGCACCGGGACUACUGGUGGUUCGGCCUGACGCUCGUCUUCGUCGUGCUGGGCUCCUUCUCGGUGCAGCUCUUCAGCUUCCGAUGGUUCGUUCACGACUCGGGCGCGGAAUCCGCCGCGGACGCCAAGAAGCUGCUGAGCGGCUCGGCCUCGCACGGCGACGUGAACGCUCCGCAUCCCCCGACCGCCGCGAUGGGCAGCCGCGCUCGGAAACGCUCGGCCUCCUCCUCCUCCUUCUCCUUCUGCGUGUGCUUCUGUCAGUCCCUCAUCCACAUCCUCCAGCUGGGCCAGAUAUGGAGGUACCUCCAUACGAUUUAUCUGGGCAUUCGGAGUCGUCGGAGCGCUGAGAAGGACCGGUGGCGCUACCGCUGGAGGAUGAUCUAUGAGUUUGCGGACGUCAGCAUGCUGCACCUGCUGGCCACCUUUCUCGAGAGCGCGCCACAGUUGGUGCUGCAAUUGUGCAUCAUCAUACAGACGCACAAACUUCAGGCUGCGCAAGGUAUGACGGCAGCAGCCUCCCUCGUCUCCUUGGCCUGGGCCCUGGCCUCCUAUCAGAAGGCCCUGCGGGAGUCUCGGGAUGAUAAGAAACCCGUCACCUACCUAGCUGUGAUCAUUCAAUUCUGCUGGCACUUCUUCACUAUCGCAGCGAGGGUCAUCACCUUUGCCCUGUUUGCAUCGGUGUUCCAACUCUACUUUGGCAUCUUCAUCGUGCUACACUGGUGCACCAUGACCUUUUGGAUUGUCCACUGCGAGACGGACUUCUGCAUCAGCAAGUGGGAAGAAAUUGUGUUCGACAUGGUGGUGGGCAUUAUUUACAUCUUUUCCUGGUUCAACGUGAAGGAGGGACGGACAAGGUGUCGUCUUUUUAUCUACUACCUGGUAAUACUGGUGGAGAAUGCAGCUCUCAGUGCGUUGUGGUACAUCUACCGCUCACCUCACCCCACCGACUCCUUUGCUGUGCCAGCACUCUGCGUCAUCUUCAGUAGCUUCCUCACAGGGGUGGUUUUCUUGCUCAUGUACUAUGCUUUUUUCCAUCCGAACGGGCCACGUUUUGGACAGUCGCCAAGCUGCCAGCGCCUCGACCUGGACGCCGCUGCUCAAUUCUCAACGCUACCGUCGGAGGUCGGCGGCGAUUCCCUGCGCUCCAACCGGGGAGCCGCGGCGACGCUGGAACGCGACGCUGCAAAAUACAUAGAAAGGGACGGCUGCGUGCCGGUGUUUCAGGUGCGACCCACCGCGCCGUCCACGCCGUCGUCUCGUGCUCCGCGUCUCGACGAGACCGUCGUCAAGAUCGAUCUUUGUAGGAACCGCUACCCGGCCUGGGAGCGCCACGUCCUCGACCGUAGUAUACGGAAGGCCGUUCUGGCCAUAGACUGCUCCCUGACUCCUCCGCGGCUGCAGUAUAAAGAUGAUGCCCUGGUACAAGAAAGAUUGGAGUAUGAAACGACAUUAUAGUGCUCUCGGCAGCCAGGAUCAGGCAAAACGGACUGCGGCAAUAAUGUGACGACCAGCUUCAUCUUUCCCCCUUCUUUCUUUGGCAAUGCAGUGACCUUCCGAGGGGAAUUUUGCCAAGGAGGUGAAGCUCAUUCGCUGUCUCCUGAGGUUCCUACGGUUUUUUU